Molecule: messenger RNA, 408 nt
Organism: Lodderomyces jiufengensis
Lineage: Eukaryota; Fungi; Ascomycota; Pichiomycetes; Serinales; Debaryomycetaceae
Gene: PPT2
Product: holo-[acyl-carrier-protein] synthase
Exons: 1
Coding region: 1-408 (135 amino acids)
Biological process (GO): fatty acid biosynthetic process
Molecular function (GO): holo-[acyl-carrier-protein] synthase activity; magnesium ion binding
Source: RefSeq, a predicted model, not a curated record
AUGAGAAAAGUCGGUAUCACCUUAGGAAUCGGUAUAGAUAUUAUCAAUUCUUUAAGAUUCAGCAAAUUACUAACAACAAAAUCAUCAACAUUUACAUCUAGAUUAUGUGAUCGUAUACUAAAUCCUAUUCAUGAAAUACCCAAAUUCAAAACUUUAACUUCAGAAAGACAAGUACAAUACAUUACGGGAUCAUGGGCUGCUAAAGAAGCAUUAUUUAAGACUUUGGGACCUGAAGAUCAAAAGCAAUUCAAUUUUAAUCAAUGGUAUCGAUAUCAUGAUUCUUAUGGAAAACCUUUUAUUUGGAGUGAUUCAUAUGACGGUAAAGAUGAAGAGUUUCAUUUAAGUAUAUCUCAUGAUGAAUCCCUCAUAGUGGCUACAGUAUUAAGACAAAAAACUUACAAAAUUUAG